ACCACUUUCCACAAGACCUUACUUCGACAAAUGGAUGCUCAUACCAAACAAACUCCACUUCAAGAAAAGCCUGGUCGCUUCUGCUUCCGCUUCAAGCCUCAGGAUAUUCCCGGUGAGCCAGGCGCGCGUUCAAUAACAGUCGCCGAUGCCUUCAUGCAACAGAACUACGAGAGGAAAUUCGACUGGGAAAAGGACUAUGUCUAUACACCAGCGGGGAUAGAUGAUGAGGAGAUAAACAGAAAGUUAUUCAUGUUCCUUGAUGUUAAUAAGAACGCGGGCCAUGCAUGCCACAGUCCGCGCUGCUACCGAGUUGAAGGGUCUCCAAUGACAUUUACAGAGACUAAAUUCAAUGGCGCAAGCCAUUAUUCACUUAUGUUUCCAUGGGGUGGGCGUGACAGGACGCCGCUUGAAUGA
Periconia digitata is the source of this 414-nucleotide messenger RNA. NCBI's taxonomy places the organism in Eukaryota, Fungi, Ascomycota, Dothideomycetes, Pleosporales, Periconiaceae. The record is from the annotation of a GenBank genome assembly.